GCUGGCUGGCUGGCUGGUUCUCUCAUUUACGCUCGAGCUGCGGUGAAGAUCGGUCGUGCGCGCUUGCGGUGUUUGUUGUAGCCUUCUGCCGCCUUGUUUCGUUGUUUUGUGAGUGCGCGUUCGCGUCGUUAGAGAGAGAGAGCGAGGCCUCUAAGAAUACGGUCAGAGUGGUGUGUUGUGAGGCAUUUCUUCAGAGUGGUUUGUUAUCAUUCUUUGUGUGUUGUGCCAGGUGAAAGCAAUCACCUUUUUUUUGCUAGUGUCGUUGUGCUGCUGCAACUCCACCCCUUUUGGCGCCUUGCAGAAGAAGAAGUUCGGCCGAGUCAGCAGAGUGCAAAAGCCGCUGCUGCUGAUGGAAUCCGACCGCGUUACGUCAGCGGCUGUGCUAAAAGAUUGCAAAAACAAAUAGCAGUGAAACCAUUUUCCAGUGCAUUCGUGUGGCCGGUUGGUGGGUGGGUGGUACGUGCAGUGCGUAAGCAAAUCUCCUCUCCCGGCGCCGUGUGCAAUACGUGAUCGUGUGCGGUGUGGGUGUGGUGUGCCGUUGUGCGGAAUGCACCACUGACGACUUCGCGCGGUGUUCUCCUCGGUGUGCCUUUUCAAGGACGGGAAUUUAAUCGUUCUUUCCCGCACAACACUGGCCCGGUCGUAGUCGUCGUGUCGUGGUGUGGUGGGUUGUUGUGCAAGAACCCUGCUCUCCGACGGUCAUAAUUCACCAGUGACCGCGCGCCUGUGACUAGCUCUAGGUGUGUGCGGUGCGGAGAGCGAGUAACGAUCGUAAGGAAGAAAGCCAAGUUUUGCAACGAGCAAAUAGUUGCAAACGAAACGUCUAGAACGAUUGCUUCGCGGGUAGCUGUGAGUGGCGUGCUUCAGUUGUGGUUUCCCCGACAGCGAAAGGAAGUGUGUGUGGCCGAUAAGGGCCCUUUGGCUGUUUUUAAUUUGUUCGUGAUCGACACACGCGUGUGUGCAGCCAGCAGUGAGCAACGAUGACGAUCUUUAGCUCGUAUGGAAUGAGGACGAAAGUCCAGGAGAAGAAAGGAAAAAUGUCAACGGAUGAGCAACAGCAGCAACAGCAGCAACAGAAUCAAAUUCCCAACAUUGCCGGAACGAUCCUGAUCGGUGGCAUCGGUGGUGGCCUCGAUGGUGGUCAGCACAAGCAGCAGCAGCAACAGCAGCAGCAGCAGCACCAGGCACAGUCCCAACACAAUCCGCACCAGCAGCAGCAGCAUCAUCUGCACAGCUACAGCCACAUACUACCUCAUCUGCAUCAGUUCAGCACGAUGACCGGGUCGAAUCCGGCCAGCCUGACCGGCGGCACGAAGCUGCCCGCCAAAAGCUCCCCGCUCGGGCCGUCCCCCUUCCGGCAGCUGCUCCCAGUGACGCUCUGCAUCAUAUCGUUCGCCACGGUGCUGAGCAUACUGAUCAUCUACAUGGACACGACUGAGAUACGCCACCAGCAGUUCCGGCUGAACAUGUCGCGCGACUACGACCUGAUGGGCGUACCGCAGGACAACCCGGCGCUGGUCAAGUACGUACGCGACAUACACAUGAAGAAGUACCCGAUGACGUUCAUGCGCAACGCGAACGCACCGGUCGAGCAGCUGAACUUUACCAACCGGCACGAGCUGACACCGGAGAUGGCACACCUGAUAUCGGACCUGCUCGGCCGGAAGCGGUUCGGGACGUUCUUCCAGUCGCUGACCGGCAACAGCGACUCGAUGAUGACCGCCCCGUGGCUGGCGGAAACGAUGAACUGGGGCGGCUACCUGGUGGAACCGGAUCCGCGCAAAUACUUUUCGCUGCGCAAGCAGAACGCCUUCCGCUCGAACGUGCAGGUCAUCCAUGCGUGCCUGUCGCCGAACACGUACCCGAAGGAGGUAACGCUGCACCACGACGACGACAGCGAGGUGCAGAUCAACAGCGUGCUGGACGAGGAGACGGAAUGGUUCCAUCCGCGGGUCAAGUGCUUCCCGGUCUACACGCUAAUGCUGGCCGUCAAUCGAACGUCGAUCGAUUUGCUUAGCCUUGGCUGCCACGGACAGGAAUUGCAGAUUCUUCAAACCAUUCCAUUCGACCGGGUGCACAUCAAGGUCAUCUCGAUCCAUCUCGUGCACUACUUCGAGGAGGACGAAAUGAUGAUCGACGUGGACGAGUACGUGCAGAGCAUCGGGCGCUUCCUGAUGAGCAAAUCGUACAAGCUCGUUCGCAGCAUGGAUCGCAACUUUAUCUACCAGCAUCUGUCCGUGCUGUCGGCGGCCAAGCAGCGGCAGCGCCAGCAGCAACAGCAGCAAUCCUUCUCAGUGGCCGAUCAUAUGCUAGCCUCCUCGCAGCAGCACCAGCAGCAGCAGCAGCACCCCGUCCCUGCACGCAGUAACGCUAUCAGCUCGGGUGAGAAGCCGGACGCGACGAUGGCUAUCCGCAAGGGUCAGGAAAUUAGCAGCAAUAGCGGAAAGAUACCCAUGUCACUGUCGUCCGCCGCGACAACUACGCCAGCACCGGCAACGACCACAUCAACCACGGCUGUACCAUCGUCCACCGCUGCCAGUGCGACCGAUAGCUCGGAACGAUUCGACAAGCUAAUGCUGCUGCGCGGUGGCGACUCGGAACCGUUCGAUGCAAGCGAUUCGGAGUUGGUCGGCAGUUCCGACUCGAGUGCAAUGGAGAAUGGGUCCGACAGUGAGGACGAAGCGCAGCAACAGCAACAGGCCGAACAAGACAAGCCGGCGGAGGUUGUUGAUCUGGAGCAAACGGUGUCACUGAUGGAACCGCUCGACGAGACAGAACUCGAGGAUGGGUCGGUACGUGUGGCCGGAUCAUCAUCACCGCCUCCGAUGGUGACGUCGCUGAAAUGAGCGGAAACGGUGUUGUUACCUACCAUGCACCAACUUCCCUCAGGAGAGCCAGUACGCUUGAAUCGGAUAUUUUUUCUUUUAAAUACUUAAAGCUACCAGUCCAGCAUUCCACUUUCUUAUCGUUUUACACCUUAACCGGUUUCGAUGGGCAGGCGCGCGGGCUGUCCAUUUAGCCAGAGACCAGUCGGUGAUAGAGAAUUGCCUUAAAUAAUGUUUGAUGUUUUAAUUUUUCACUUCAUAGUUUUUAAUAGUUUUUUUUUUCUUUCGGGGCGUACCUUGCGUGUACAGAGAAAGAGCAUAAAACAUGAAUAAUACUUUUCUACACGGUAUUACCUCUCUCAGACGGAUCUGAACAGUGAACUAAACAGAAUCUUUUGAACGAAUGGUAACAUGCAUUUAAGUUGCUUCACUUUUUUUUGAGGAAUUCAUUUUCAUUUUGCAUUAAAUAAGAUUUUCAUUUUAUACACAUUUUUAUCGUAAUUGUACUUUUGCCUACAAAUUAAAACAAUAUCAGUGUGGGUUGCAAACGCGUGACAGCAAUUGGAAAGUGAGAUAGCAUAUUAUUGAUGAUGAAAGCGAAUGGGAAAUCGUUUUAUCUGAGCAGAGAGCAAGCAAAACAAUCCUCGAAUCAUUGCCGAAAAAGCAAUAAGAAUACACAAUUCUUUCAACUAUAUUUAGAUAGCAGCAGUACGUUACGUUACUUACGAUUAGGAAACUUUUAGUUAUAUUUCUACAACACACACAUACACACACAGAGUUUUAGUCUAAAUUUCACUUUCGCAACAGGGAGCGAGGAACAAAGCCCGAUUAUUGGGAAUAACGGUGCCCUCCACCUUUGGAGACAUUGAACAUGACGGCUGCAUUUGUGAGAAAAGCGCAACGAUUUGAACAGAACAAUCGAGCAAAACCUUGUUGGUUCGAACAAACAUUGAUUCCUUUCGAUACAAUUAUUACCUGUGCACUAGAGUUCGAAGCGUAUUUACAGAUAGUUUAUAUUUGCGUGGAAAGAUCAUUGCAUUUGGUGGAUAGGUUUUGUUAAAAGUUUCGGCGCAAGGGAGAACUGCAAAUUUGAAAUCCCGUAAUGCGAUAAUAUACGGUUAAAAAUUAUAUACAUAUAUAAACUCCCUAUACAUAUAUUUAUACACACACAAUUACAAUCGUUAACGGAUGCUCUCUUAAAUUUCAAUCGUUUCUCACCGUUGUUAGAUGUUAGAAGAGUACGACCGGCCGGUACGUCUCGCCCGUGCUUAACACCCGAUACACACAUAGAUACAAUGUUACGUACUUUUGUUCCGUUCCGGGUUUGCUUCAUCCGGUGCAGAAAUUUAUAGCGAAGGAGGUGGGUAGGAACCGGCCACCAACACAUUAAAAAGCUCAACGACUCUCUGCUAGUGACUUACCAUAUCUGGAAAUGAUUCCUAUUUUAAAUAUUGCUCAGAAAAGCGGAAUAUGAAGAGAGAAACACAAGUGAACCUGAUAUCAGCGAUCGUCAUUGGAAGCGUGAAAUCAAAUCGAAUGAAAACGAACGCGACUUUAGAUAGCAAAUGAAUGUGCACGACUAAGGGGAAAUAUUUUGAAACCUGCAUUUGCUUCCCUUUUUUCGCGAGCGAGGAUCGUGAACGUUCGCACCAACGUGUUGAAUCUCCCAACAGAAGAGAGAGAGAGAGAAAAGAAAGAAACACGCAACUGAAAAGUAAACAAUCGGAACACAGAGUGAGAAGUGAUGUAGUUUUAUACAUUCGCACCACGAAUUCAAUGUCUCGUUUUGUUCGGUCCGGUGUUUCUACAGUCUCCGCACCGUGAACGCCGCCGUGGUGGAUCCCUUUUAAUCAUUAAGCAAAUAAUUGUAAGAGCAGAACGGUGUGCGGAUGGAUCUGUCCGUGAGGUGUGGAGUUCACCUUGUACCCUGAUACUACUAUUAUUAUCGAAUAUUGGCGAACGAUUGGUGCGUGAAGAGAAAGAAAGAGAGAGGAAGAAAAACGAAUAAUCUCGGGAACAUGUAAUAAAGACGGACGAUACAUUUCUUUUUACUUUAAACUAA
Messenger RNA from Anopheles gambiae (African malaria mosquito), 4887 nucleotides. RefSeq names its product protein Star (gene S). The record is from RefSeq and is a predicted model, not a curated record. The transcript has 6 exons. Lineage: Eukaryota; Metazoa; Arthropoda; Insecta; Diptera; Culicidae. Bases 981 to 2846 code for a protein of 621 amino acids.